AUGUUACUUCUCUCGGCACUCGUGUCAUCCCUCCUAGUCGGAGCUCAAGCUGCUCCUACGAAUUUGACUCGCUCGCUAUUAUCCGGUAGAAGCGUCAACGAAGGGUGGGACUAUGGUUCUGAGAAAGUGCGAGGGGUGAAUAUAGGUGGUUGGCUUGUCUUGGAACCAUUCAUUACACCUUCCAUCUUCGAAGAAACCGGUAAUAAUGGUAUCGUAGAUGAAUACACGUUCUGUCAGUAUCAAGAUAAAGGUACCGCGCAAGCUGCAUUACAACAGCAUUGGAAUAGUUGGUUCACGGAGGAUGACUUUGCUCAAAUUGCUGGUGCUGGUUUAAAUCACAUUCGUAUACCAAUCGGGUACUGGGCAUAUGAUAUAUCCGGUGGCGAGCCUUACAUCCAAGGUGCAGCGGAUUAUCUAGACAAAGCUAUUGGGUGGGCAGGCAAGCACGGUCUCAAAGUGAUGAUUGACCUUCACGGUGCUCCUGGUUCACAGAAUGGUUACGACAACAGUGGUCAUCGAGGUGACGCCAAUUGGGCUACCGAGAACAACAAUGUUGUCAGGACGAAGAACGUGAUCGCGACGCUGGCAAAGAAAUACUCUGAUUCAUCUUACUUUGGAGUAGUGACCAUGCUUGCUCUUUUGAAUGAACCCGCCACAUACAUGAACGAUCAACUCCUUCAAACCACUCGACAAUACUGGAAGGACGCAUAUGGUGCAGCUCGAUACCCAAAUGGAAACUCUGACAAAUCCGGUCUCGUUUUGGUAAUUCACGAUGGUUUCCAGCCUUUGAGCUCUUAUCAAGGAUUCAUGAAUGAGCCCGACUACGAGAGCGUCUUCCUUGAUACUCACAAUUAUCAGGUGUUUAAUGAUGAGUAUGUCGGAUGGAACUGGGAUCAACACGUGCAAGGAAUUUGCGACAAAGCCAGCACGUACUCUCAAUCCCCUCUCUCACUGGUCGUCGGUGAAUGGUCCUUGGCGACUACUGAUUGUGCCAAAUACCUCAAUGGUCGGGGAAUUGGUGCUCGUUACGAUGGCUCUUAUUCUGGUUCAUCAUAUCACGGUACGUGUGACGAUAAGUCGAACGAUGUUUCCAAGUUCUCCAGCGAGUACAAGGAGUUUAUGAGAAAGUAUUACGAUGUCCAAGUUCAAGUCUACGAGAAUAACGGUCAAGGUUGGAUUCACUGGACCUGGAAGACUGAAUCAGCCGCUGAUUGGGCUUAUCAAACUGGCCUCAAUAACGGGUUCAUUCCUCAAAACCCUGCUGAUCACAAGUACUCUGUCAACUCUCUGUGUGGUUAG
This is a messenger RNA of Kwoniella shivajii, 1299 nucleotides long. RefSeq lists its product as uncharacterized. NCBI's taxonomy places the organism in Eukaryota, Fungi, Basidiomycota, Tremellomycetes, Tremellales, Cryptococcaceae. The transcript has 7 exons. The record is from RefSeq and is a predicted model, not a curated record. Gene Ontology annotation, biological process: glucan catabolic process. Bases 1 to 1299 code for a protein of 432 amino acids. Gene Ontology annotation, molecular function: beta-glucosidase activity. Gene Ontology annotation, cellular component: cell surface; extracellular region.